Messenger RNA from Neoarius graeffei (lesser salmon catfish), 990 nucleotides. It is a transcript of the gene fkbp6, whose product is annotated as FKBP prolyl isomerase 6. The record is from RefSeq and is a predicted model, not a curated record. NCBI's taxonomy places the organism in Eukaryota, Metazoa, Chordata, Actinopteri, Siluriformes, Ariidae. The coding region runs from base 1 to 990 and encodes 329 amino acids. Gene Ontology annotation, molecular function: peptidyl-prolyl cis-trans isomerase activity; protein binding. The transcript has 8 exons.
AUGCCGACGAAUGGUGUGUCUUCAAGACUGAUGCAGUUUUUAGAUCCAGAGGAACGCCAUCGAGUUGGAAUACAGACGCCUUUCCAGCGUCUCGCUCAACAAAUGCAAGAUGUUUUAGGAGAUGGAGGAAUUCUCAAGGAAGUGGUGCAUGAGGGAGAAGGUCCGCUUAUACCGAAAGACGCUUCAGUCAGCAUUCAUUUUUCUGGAUUCCUGGAGUAUUCAGACCAACCGUUUGAGUCGACCAGGAACUUUAAAUUUCCCAAAAUGAUGAAGCUAGGAAAAGACAUGACGGUGUGGGGUCUCGACCUUGGCUUGCGGACCAUGAGGAAAGGGGAGUUCUCUCGUUUUCUCAUGCAGCCCACUUAUGCCUAUGGAGAGAUGGGCUGCCCUCCUCUCAUCCCACCAUGGGCUACGGUGCUGUAUGAGGUGCAGGUCCUCGACUAUCUUGACUCCGCUCAAGUGGACGAGUUCUUUGCACUUUCACUGGAAGAGCAGAAUUUGGCUCCUCUGUCGACGCUGCUGAACGUAGUUGACACGGAGCGAAGCUUUGGAAACCGCUGUUUCAAUCAGAGCCGCUAUGAGGACGCCAAACACAGAUACAAGCAGGCCAUGACGUUGCUAAGGAACCGCAAGCCGGAGGAUGAGGACGAGAGGAGAUGUGUGGAGGAGGCGAGCCUGCCCUUCCUGCUCAAUCUCUCCUUCACCUACCUCCGCAUGGAGAGACCUCACAAAGCCCUGCAGUUUGGCCAGAGGGCUCUGGAAAUCAGCCCUGGUAACACCAAAGCAUUGUUCCGCUGUGGUCAGGCAUGCUUAGAGAUGAGUGACUACAAGAAGGCACAGGAUUACCUCAUCAGGGCUCAGGCCAAGAAGCCGUUUGACACCGACAUCAACAACUUGCUAAGGAAGCUGGCAAAUUGUUACAAGAAAGACCUGGACAAGGAGAAACACAUGUGCUCCAAAAUGUUUUCUGCUCCCAAAUCUGAGAAAUGA